AUGGAAAAAAACAUAGCCUCCAUCCUGAUUUUGGUUCUUGCUGUCUUGAAUACACUGGCUAAAGAAACUACUACUAAAGAUGGAAGAAAAGACCCCAAAGACCCCAAAGAGACCCAUCCUAAACUUCCACAGACUCUUUCAAGAGGCUGGGGUGAUCUACUAAUCUGGACUCAGACUUAUGAAGAAGCUCUUUUUAAAUCCAAAACAAGCAACAAGCCUAUAAUGAUCAUCCACCACUUAGAAGAAUGUCCUCAUAGUCAAGCGCUGAAGAAGGCAUUUGCUGAACACAAAGAAAUACAGAAAAUGGCAGCAAGCUUUGUUCUUCUUAAUAUUAUAUAUGAAACUACAGAUAAACAUCUUUCACCAGAUGGUCAAUAUGUGCCCAGAAUUUUGUUUAUAGAUCCUUCACUGACUAUUAGAGCGGAUAUUACUGGAAGAUAUUCCAACCGUCUCUAUGCUUAUGAGCCUCAAGAUAUUCUACUGUUGUAUUCAAAUAUGCAGAAAGCUCUGAUUCUGCUAAAGACAGAAUUGUGAAGAAAGAAAAGUGACCUAAUCUCAGAUCUUCUGCACCUGACAGUCCAAAUAUGCUUAGUUUUCUCCCCCAAAUGAAAGCAGCCUGGACUUUGGAUUUGCAUAGGGUAUGGUUUGCUAAUAUGCUACUUUUUAAUACCAAAACUAUGUUAUAAAUAUUCAUUUAUAAAAUAAUACUAACGUAUGCUAAAUCAUGAUUUAAAAAUAAAUCCAGAUUACAUCUUUACCAAAAAAGAGUCUCUCACUGUCAUUUUUUAAACAUCCACCUGUAAGUUUCUUAGUCAAAAGCAAUACACAGGUAAAAUAUCUGAAAGAGAUGACAAUGAAAAUAAGAAAAUGUAUAAAAUUAUAAAUGCCAAAGUGUACUUGGAUCAUUGUUGGUGUCUUCAAUCUGGGUGAGAAAAGUUUUGAUGUGAAAAUAUAAAAAUCAAUGCCUAUCAAUCCAAUGUACCAAAAAUUGUGCUUUGACUGCUUUUUGCAAACCAUUUUGCAAACCAUUAUGAGGAAUAGAUGCAUGAAUUUAAAUAAAUAAGUGAAUUGAAACAGGUA
Messenger RNA from Pantherophis guttatus, 1080 nucleotides. RefSeq names its product anterior gradient 2, protein disulphide isomerase family member (gene AGR2). The record is from RefSeq and is a predicted model, not a curated record. Gene Ontology annotation, molecular function: dystroglycan binding. NCBI's taxonomy places the organism in Eukaryota, Metazoa, Chordata, Lepidosauria, Squamata, Colubridae. Gene Ontology annotation, cellular component: endoplasmic reticulum.